AUGCCCGUCAACGUUGCCCCGACUAUUGACGAUCUUAUUUCGCAGGCUCAAUGGAAGAUGCAGCACACGUCGAGCCUGCUUCGCUACGUCUUGCUCGUGGAGAGUUUGAAGAUAUGGGUCCCGUGUGACAAUUCCUCAACCGACGAUUCAUCGAGCGAUGACUCGUCCAGUGAAGAUUCUUGGAGCGAUGGCGCGUCGACUGACGAUGGUGCGGAUUCGGCACCUGCUGUUUCUGGCGCUGGAGUCGAGGUAGAUGACGACGCCGGACCGCCGUGCAAGCGUCGCAGACUGGACGACUUCCCCGGCGAGUGGCGAGGUGACACGGACGAUUUGAAUACCCUAGAGCCCAGACCAGGACCAAGCGGCUUUCAGGACGACUCCUCGGAAGAGGACGACGGCUCAAUGGAAGAUGCAGCACACGUCGAGCUGCUUCGCUACGUCUUGCUCGUGGAGAGUUUGAAGAUAUGGGUCCCGUGUGACAAUUCCUCAACCGACGAUUCAUCGAGCGAUGACUCGUCUAGUGAAGAUUCUUGGAGCGAUGGCGCGUCGACUGACGAUGAUGACGACGCCGGACCGCCGUGCAAGCGUCGCAGACUGGACGACUUCCCCGGCGAGUGGCGAGGUGACACGGACGAUUUGAAUACCCUAGAGCCCAGACCAGGACCAAGCGGCUUUCAGGACGACUCCUCGGAAGAAGACGACGGUGACGUCUAG
Molecule: messenger RNA, 714 nt
Organism: Rhipicephalus microplus (southern cattle tick)
Lineage: Eukaryota; Metazoa; Arthropoda; Arachnida; Ixodida; Ixodidae
Product: acidic repeat-containing protein-like
Source: RefSeq, a predicted model, not a curated record